CUGAACCCGCCCAGGGAGCCGUCUUGGUGCUUCUGGGGCUGACGCGACAGCCCAGACAGAGUGAGCCGGCCGUGCCACCUGCAGUGCUGGCUAUUGCUUUUUAUUUACUAGGGAACACCGUUUCCCGGCAGGAGAGGCCGGGAGCGUGCAGGCGGCGCGCGCGUGCGCGCGCGCGCGCACACACACACACAUACACACACACACACACACACACGCACUCACUGACACAAACGCUAGCGCGCUUGGUCUCCACUACCACAGCGCAAGUCGGCAGAGCGAAGCUGCUGCAGUUUAUCUUCACCCCGUCUUCGUGGGGCGAAGCAGAGCCAUUGUGCAUCGGGGAGAGCCCGGUGCCUGCGCUGCUGCCUCGGGUACAAAACCAAGCAGACCGCUCACCCCACCGGCUGGAAUGCUUGCUGAUCCCUCUGUAGACUUCUAAGCCCGAGAGCCUGAGGACCCCAGCUGGAGAAUGCCGUCUGAACGUUGCCUCAGUAUUCAAGAAAUGCUGACAGGGCAGAGGCUCUGCCACUCAGAAUCUCAUAAUGACAGUGUCCUGGCAGCGCUGAAUCAGCAGAGAAGUGAUGGAGUCCUCUGUGAUGUCACCCUGAUUGCUGAGGAACAGAAAUUCCAUGCUCACAAGGCAGUCCUAGCUGCAUGCAGUGACUAUUUCCGGGCAAUGUUCAGCCUUUGUAUGGUAGAAAGUGGAGCUGAUGAGGUGAAUUUACAUGGUGUGACCAGCCUUGGUUUAAAGGAGGCCCUGGAGUUUGCAUACACAGGACAGAUUUUGUUGGAGCCAGGCGUGAUCCAGGAUGUGUUGGCAGCUGGCAGCCACCUACAGCUGUUGGAGCUUCUCAAUCUAUGUUCCCACUAUCUCAUCCAGGAAUUAAAUAGCUUUAAUUACUUGGAUCUGUACAGACUUGCUGACCUCUUUAACCUCACUUUGUUGGAGAAAGCAGUGAUCGAUUUCUUAGUGAAACAUCUCUCUGAACUCCUGAAGAGCCGCCCAGAAGAUGUUCUGACGCUUCCUUAUUGCCUGCUCCAGGAGGUCCUGAAGAGUGACCGGCUGACCUCCCUGAGUGAGGAGCAGAUCUGGCAGCUAGCUGUGAGGUGGUUGGAACAUAACUGCCAUUACCAGUACAUGGAUGAGCUUCUGCAGUAUAUCCGCUUUGGCCUAAUGGAUGUGGAUACUCUCCAUACAGUUGCCCUGUCACACCCCCUGGUCCAGGCAAGUGAGACUGCAACCGCCCUUGUCAACGAGGCCCUGGAAUACCACCAGAGCAUCUAUGCACAGCCUGUCUGGCAGACCUGCAGGACUAAACCACGCUUCCAGUCAGACACACUAUAUAUCAUUGGUGGGAAAAAGCGUGAGGUCUGUAAAGUCAAGGAACUUCGGUAUUUUAAUCCUGUGGACCAGGAGAAUGCUCUCAUAGCUGCCAUUGCCAACUGGAGUGAGCUGGCUCCCAUGCCAGUGGGGAGGAGCCAUCACUGUGUGGCAGUCAUGGGGGACUUCCUAUUUGUAGCAGGAGGGGAAGUGGAGCAUGCCAGUGGCAGAACGUGUGCAGUGAGGACUGCUUGCCGCUAUGACCCUCGUAGUAAUUCCUGGGCAGAAAUAGCACCCAUGAAAAACUGCCGGGAGCAUUUUGUAUUGGGUGCCAUGGAUGAAUACCUCUAUGCAGUUGGGGGCAGAAAUGAACUACGGCAAGUUCUGCCUACAGUUGAGCGAUACUGCCCCAAGAAGAACAAAUGGACUUUUGUGCAGUCCUUUGACAGAUCCCUUUCAUGUCAUGCUGGAUAUGUGGCUGAUGGUCUUCUUUGGAUAUCAGGUGGAGUAACUAACACAGCACAGUAUCAGAACAGAUUAAUGGUGUAUGAAUCUAACCAGAAUAAGUGGAUAACCCGCAGCCCCAUGCUGCAGAGAAGGGUCUACCAUUCCAUGGCUGCUGUCCAAAGGAAGCUUUAUGUUCUUGGAGGCAAUGACCUUGACUACAAUAAUGACCGGAUCCUUGUGCGUCAUAUAGAUUCUUAUAACAUUGACACUGACCAGUGGACACGUUGUAAUUUCAAUCUGUUGACUGGCCAGAAUGAAUCUGGAGUUGCUGUCCAUAAUGGGAGAAUAUAUUUAGUUGGCGGAUAUUCAAUUUGGACAAAUGAGCCUCUGGCUUGUAUCCAGAUUAUGUCCAUACUGGCACAGGAUCAUCACUUAGAGAUAUUUGAGGUAUUAGAUGUAAGCAGAGAGGGCAAAGAAGAAGUAUUCUAUGGACCUACGCUCCCUUUUGCUUCCAAUGGAAUUGCAGCAUGCUUCCUUCCAGCCCCUUAUUUCACAUGCCCUAACCUUCAAACUCUUCAAGUGCCUCAUCACAGGAUUGGCACCAUCUGAAAAGCCACUGCUCUGUUAAUAACCCUCAUGACCAGAGGGAAAAACAAAGACCCGACUUUUGGAUUCUGGGCAUGAACAGCCUCUGUGCUCAAUGCUUCCUUGUCUUGUUUUAUAGGUCUUAUAUUCAGAUAAAUAUUAGCAAAAAAAUUGAACAAUUUUCUAAAAUAAUUAUUGAAAACUCUUGUCACUCUUCUCAGUGUAUGUCAACAUACAAUAUGUAUGACUUUUACUGUGGUGUAGCUUAGUACCAACUUAAUGGUACAUUACUGUACCACGAGUGUUUAAAACAUUCUUUGUAUACUCUUUCUAAUUAGUGCUAUCUAGGACAACCUGACAUUGUUCAUAAAACAAUUUAUUUCACUAAAUGGCAUCAAUGAUCUUAAAAUCUUCAUAUGUAUUCCCUUUCCUAAUUAAACAUGGGUUUGUAAUUUUUCUUUUUAAAUUUUAACAUUAUCCAGCCUUGCUCAGCAGAGAUUCAGAAUUAUGACAACGUAAAUUUUUAAGUGCCAUAUUUUUUUCAAGGUGAGAGGAAUAACAGGAGUACACUGGAACAACAGUUGGAAUACCCGUAUUUUUGCUUUGGUUACUCUAACCUUCAGCCAGACUUUUACUUCAUAGUGCUUCAGUUUUCCCAUCUUUUAAGGGGGAUAAUUAUUGAUUUCCAUAUUAAUUCAAAAGAAUGGUGUGAGGAUUAGGUAAAUGUGCUAACUUUGCUUACUUAAAAAGUUAUUAAAUUAUGAGGUAUUUUACUCUCUUGAGAACCCUAUAAUUGAACUAGGAGAUUAUUUUUAAGAGUAGAAAUUAUUAGUUGGAAAACAUGCUGUGGGAUUUUGAAAAGCAUGUGAAAAAGCCACAUCUUACCUAAGCAGGAAAAGGGCAUUUAGCAACAUCACAGACACCUAAAUUCGUAUAAAUCCUUGGUCAAAUAAAAAUAAUUCUCUUAAAUAUCUCAUUUUAAGUCACUGAGUGAAAAAUAACAUUUUAAAACUUUAGAAAGUUGUACUAAUUAUGGUAACAAAAAGUGCUUAGACAUAAAUUUGAACGUAGAAUUGGCAGUUCUAAUAAAAGUUUUCCACUUUGUUUUAAAGGUUAUGUCAAUCUUGAGUGCUUGUGGGGUUCUUCAUUACCACAAUACAUAUUUUAUUACUGGCACUUUUAAUAAUACAUAAGAAUUCUUUUUUAGGGUUGGUUUUGGGGUUUGCUUUAUCUAAAACAAUAAAUAAAACAACUUCGUAAGCACAUUUGAACAUACAUUCAGUAAGCAUGAUAUAGGUUUCUUUUUUCCAAUCUCACCAGGACCUAAGGUCAUCUUUAUUAAAAGGAAGACUACUUUUGCCUUUUCCUCAGCAGUUUACUCAUUCAGGAAUCCCUCCCUAAUAGGAAAUAUCAUUUUAUGCAUGUAACCAUUUUUAGUAAUCAAAGGUGAAUGAAAAUAAAAUCUUUUUGUCUUAAAUUUACUUUAAAAUAUAAAUUACUAGAAUUUAAAUAUAAAUUAUUAGAAUUUACUUUAAAAUAUAAUUGACUUAUUCAGAUUAAAGAGGAAGAGGUACUAAAGGUAAGGAAAGAAAGAUUUAAAAAAGAACAAAUGUAGACAAAAACCUUAGGAGCUGAACAGUGAAAAUGGUAUUGGUAACUGAUAUUUAGAAUCAUAACUGCUUCUUUAAAAGGUACAUAAGCCAUCUGAAUUUUAAAAUGUCUUAGCAAGUCAGGGAAAUGGACUCAAGCUUCUUUCUUGCCAUUUUAUCUUAUAAAAACCAUUAAAGUCUAUUUGUAUUCACAGACCUACAUCCAAUGAAUGAAAGGAAAACAGUCUAAAAAUAAGCUUGCCUGAUUGUUAAUGGAAAGGUAGACCGAGACUAUCCUUGAUUAUUUCUGGGUAGAUUUCUGACUAUUCAUAUAAAACAAAUCAGCAUAUAUUAUCAAAUCCCCCUCUGGUGAUCUUUAUAAUGUAUUAUUCACUUCUAUUACAGAAUUGAGCUCACAAUUUUAUGAAGUUUUGCAUAGGGUUCAAACACAUUCUUUAUAGUUAUAACAAAAGAGUAGCAUCAAAAGUACGAUGUUCCUCUCCUAAAGAGAACAAAACUCAGAUGACUUAUAACUAGAACUUUUCCUCAAAUUUAUCAGAGAAAAAAUUUUAUAGACUUUAUUUGUUCAUAUAAGUGAAAUACCAUUGAAACUAUUGCAAACAUAUAUUUCUGUUUAAGUGAAAUACCCACUUCAUUGUAAUUUCUAUAGAAAACCUUAAGGAUUCCAACUAUUUAAUUAUUACUUCAAGAUUUUACUUAAAAAAAAGAAAACAAAAAGUAGUUCCACAUGGACCUUAGUAAUCUUGCUAAGGGAGGAAAACCCAAUUAAGAUGUAACUCUCCACACAGUAUAUGUGCAAAAUGCAAUAAAAUUCCUUACAAAUUUAAAAAAUGCCAUUUAGAUUAUCAUCAGGGUACUUUUCAUACUUUUUUCUCCAUGUUUUCCUCAUAUGUCAAGUAUACAUAUAUUGUAUCCACAUCAGCUACAGCAAAGGUGAAGCAUUCUAUCGUUUUACUACAAAUUAUAAGAGCAUCAAAUUAUUCUUCCAGGUAACAUGGCUUUUUUUUUUUUUCAGUAGUAAACCUUUUUUUUUUUUGGUACCGGGGAUCGAACUCAGGUCUUUGCGCUUGCACAGCAGGUGACGAAACCACUGAGAUAAAUCCCCAGCCCAACAGUUAACCUUUUACAAAAAAGUUAAGUAAUCAUGGGCACAAUGUAAUGGUCUAAAAUAUAUACAUCUUUCAAUAUAUAUAUGUAUAUACGUAUACCUUUAUUCUGUGUCAAAUAACUUAUAAAUGCUACAUAUAAAAUAAGAAUGCCCAGAAUAUUUCUAGAAGCACAAUUCACAAAUGCAAUAAAUUGGAUAUAUAUUUUUUUUUUGGUACAGGGGACUGAACUCAAGGCAGGUGCACUUGCAAGGCAGGUGUGGUGCCACUGAGCUAAAUCCCUGGCCCCACUGGAUACUUUUAAGUACAUCUAAAGUUCUAAUAAAUAGAAAAUGGCCAAUUACAAUCAUUUGGUAAUGCUUUUGGUAAACAUAUCAUAUAGGUUAUCACAAGGUAAAAAUACAACUAUCUAACUAUGUGAAAGAAUAUGCUAUUUUGGUAGCUCCCUAAAUUUAACCAAAUAAAGUAUGUUAUUUAUACAGUCACGUGACAAGGCAAUAUUUUUAACUAUAGAAAUCAUAGGCAGAAAAUGUUUUUGGCACAUGUAGAUUUAUGUAAAAAAAUAAUCUACCAACCAAACAGCAGUGGCUUAGUGCAGACAAUUCAACUUUUGGUGAGGUAUCUAGGGUAUUUACCUUUUAUCUUUGAAAUACAAGUACUUAUAGCAUGUAGGCUUUAGGGAGGGUAGAUUUCCUAAAGGCCUUUCCAAAAUGCAGAAACUCAGAAUUUUAUAAAAUACAUAAUUGUUAACUGUUAAAUGUUCUGUGAGAGUACAUACCAACAGGCCCAUGUGAUUCUUGUCAGGCAAACAUCACAGAAUAUACUUAUACAAACCUAGAGGGUGGGUAUAAGUCUCUCAUUCAGUGUGGCCUCUUGAUGUUGAAGAACUAUGAUAAACAUUAGAUGUAUGAGGCUGCUGCCAGAGUAACAAAACAUACUGUUUUAUAGUAAACUUCUUUUAUAAGUAGGAGCAUUUUUAAACGAUAAAAAGUGUAGUAAAUACAAACAUCAGUAAUAUAGUUAUUAAGCAUUAUACAUUAUACAUAAUUGUAUAUGCUAUACUUUUAUGACUGGUGGAAUAGGUUUCUUUACACUACCAUCCCUGCACACUUGAGUAAUGUGCUGGCUAUGACAAUACAAGAGCUAUGUCUCUAGGCAACAGCAACUUUUUAAUUCUAUUAUAACCUUAUGAGAUCACCUUGGUACAUGUGGUCUAUCACUGACCGAAAUGUCAUUAUGCAGCAUAUGACUAUAUGGUUAAGAAGAGAAAAUAUAGUAGGGAUAAAGACAUAAGAGUGUUAAACUACAAAAUUCUUCUAAUGCACAUGAACUCAAUACUGAACGAUUUUUGCAUAGACUGUAUUUUUCCUCCCCCAUGGAAACUUUCUAAUUGUUAAAUUGAAAUUUAAAUCAUUAGCAGAUCUUAAUGUCUAAUAAAGUGUUUUUCAUCAUUUU
Heterocephalus glaber (naked mole-rat) is the source of this 6524-nucleotide messenger RNA. RefSeq names its product kelch like family member 32 (gene Klhl32). The record is from RefSeq and is a predicted model, not a curated record. Lineage: Eukaryota; Metazoa; Chordata; Mammalia; Rodentia; Bathyergidae. Gene Ontology annotation, molecular function: protein binding.